This is a messenger RNA of Cydia amplana, 2078 nucleotides long. It is a transcript of the gene Ttc30, whose product is annotated as intraflagellar transport protein 70A. NCBI's taxonomy places the organism in Eukaryota, Metazoa, Arthropoda, Insecta, Lepidoptera, Tortricidae. The transcript is spliced from 2 exons. Bases 69 to 2057 code for a protein of 662 amino acids. Gene Ontology annotation, biological process: intraciliary transport. Gene Ontology annotation, molecular function: intraciliary transport particle B binding; protein binding. Gene Ontology annotation, cellular component: intraciliary transport particle B; axonemal microtubule. The record is from RefSeq and is a predicted model, not a curated record.
CUGAAACACAAGAUUUUGUAACUACUGAGCCUAAUCUGCGUAAUUUGAGCAAACUAUCAUAUUAAAAUAUGGAUUACUUGCAAAUCAAAGACGGACAGUAUACUAAAACAAUAUAUACCAUGAUAAAGGAAGCAAGGUACGAGGACGCCAUAAAGGCACUCAAUGAUGCUAUCAAUUUUAACCCUAACAGGGCUGGACUGUCCUUACUCGGUUACUGUUACUACAGGACUCAAGCGUUUGUCGAAGCAGCGAACUGCUACGAGCAACUGUCCGCCAUGCAUCCAGACGUGCCAGAGUACAAGCUCUACUUCGCACAAGCAUUGUAUGAGGCGUCAAUGUUCGAUGAAGCUUAUAAAGUCACCAUGCAAAUUACAGCUCCAGAGUUAGAGCGAACAGUUAUCAAACUACAAUCAGCAAUAAAAUAUGGAGAAGAAGAUACCAGUGCUGCGAAAAGCCUGGUUGACUCGUAUAUUCAAGAUGAUGUGGACAAAGAUAUUAAUCUCGGAUGCCUGUUGUACAAAGAUAGCCAAUACGAAGAUGCACUACAAAAGUUUUCACGCAGUCUAAGUGUACUCGGUUUUAACGCACAUCUUCAUUACAAUGUAGCACUUUGCUACUUUAAACUGAAAGAAUAUCCUCAAGCAUUGAAACAUAUCACCCUUGUUAUUGAAAGAGGUAUUCGUGAUCACCCUGAGUUAGCCGUCGGCAUGCAAGCCGAGACUUCCGAAGUCAAGUCAGUAGGAAACACACUAACACUUCACGAGACAGCACUGACUGAAGUAUUUAAUCUUAAAGCAGCUAUUGAGUACCAAUUGAAAAAUGUUGAAGCCGCGAGAGAGGCUCUCAACGACAUGCCGCCCAGACAAGAGCAUGAACUAGAUGCCGUGACUCUACACAAUGUUGCUCUAACUUCUAUUGAUAUAAAACCCACUGAUGGUUUCGAGAAACUGCAUUUUCUUUUGCAACAAGACCCAUUCCCUCCAGAAACUUUCGCAAAUUUAUUACUCCUUUAUUGUAAGUUUGAGUAUUAUGAUCUGGCUGCUGACGUCUUAGCUGAAAACGCGCAGUUUACAUACAAAUAUUUAACCCCUUACUUAUAUGAUUUUUUGGAUGCAAUCAUAACAAGCCAAACAUCACCCGAGGAAGCUUUUCAGAAAUACGAAGACAUUGCAUCCAAACACGCUGAACAACUGAGGAAGCUAACUAAAGUUGUUCAAGAAAGCAGGUCACAAGGAGACAAUGAUCAGGUCAAGAAAGCUGUUGUGGAGUAUGAAGAAGCCUUGGAAAGAUACAUACCAGUUGUGAUGGCUCAAGCAAAAAUUUACUGGGACAUGGAAAACUACGGGCAAGUCGAGAAAAUAUUUCGGAAAUCUGUUGAAUUUUGCAACGAGUCAGACGUGUGGCGCCUGAAUGUAGCCCACGUUCUGUUCAUGCAGGAGAACAAGUACAAAGAAGCCGCUAGCUUCUACGAGCCUAUCGUCAAGAAACAAUACGACAACAUUCUGGAUAUAAGUGCAGUGGUUUUAGCAAAUUUGUGCGUCUCUUAUAUCAUGACAUCCCAGAACGAGGAGGCUGAGGAUAUAAUGCGAAAGAUAGAAAAGGAGGAAGAACAGCAAAUUUUCGAAGAUCCACAUAAGAAGUUCUAUCAUUUAUGCAUCGUUAACCUAGUCAUCGGAACGUUAUAUUGCGCUAAAGGGAACUAUGAGUUUGGGAUCUCCAGAGUUAUCAAAUCGCUGGAGCCGUUUAACAAACGUCUCGGCACGGACACUUGGUUCUAUGCAAAGCGUUGCUUCUUGUCUUUUCUAGAAAAUCUUUCUAAGCACUUGAUUGUGGUUAAGGACAAUACCAUCAAAGAUUGUCUGCAGUUUCUUGAAGGUUGUGAGACUUACGGUCGGCGAGUCAGUACUGUUAUUGAGAAUCCUUUUCAGGAAGAAGAUGCGAAUACAAAAGCUAAACAGACGGUGACCUAUGAAGCCCGAUUACUGCGAUACAUGUUCAAUAAGUUAAGAAAUAUCGAUGACUCUGUAACUAUUAAUAAGUAUGAAGAUUUAAAGUAAAGUAGAUUGUAUUUACCUGGA